AUGUACAACACAGAGCCAAAGCUGGAGAGAGGAGAGAUGCACCAGGGCCAAGCAGCUUUGGGCAGUGAGAAAAUGGCCAGCAGCCACGGGAAGCAAAACCGGCGCUCGCAGGCAGGAGGGAGAAGCCUUGAACUCUCAGGAGGUGCUAACCCACUGUGUCUCCUGCAAAGGUGGCGGGACACCCCCAGCCCUGAGCACCGGGAGGGAGCCAGAGGACCGAGACCCCGGCGAUGCCCCGGAUGCCGUCCCGCGCCCCGGCGCUGGCUGGCGGAGGGCAGGGCGUCGCGGAGGCUGGCGCUGGCGGUGGUGUUCGUGGCGCUGCUGCUGGACAACAUGCUGCUGACGGUCGUGGUACCGAUCAUCCCCACCUUCCUUUAUACAACAGAGUACAAAGGUGCUAACAGCUCUGCUGCCCCUCGCCAGCCUGAGUCGGCUCCUUCAGCCGAGGACGCUUCUCCUUUCUCCUCCGUGUUCUCCUAUUUUGACAACAGCACCGUGACCGUCUCGGGCUCCACCAGCACCACAGAGCCGCUGAAUGGGACCAUGAGCGGGCACACGCUGCAGCCCCCCACAAGCCCCCCACCACCACCGAGCGGCUGCCUGGAGGGCGAGGAGUUCCUCGCCAACGAAAACGUCCGCGUGGGGCUGCUCUUUGCCUCCAAGGCUCUCGUCCAGCUCAUGGUCAACCCCUUUGUGGGUCUCCUGACCAACAGGAUAGGAUACCACAUCCCCAUGUUCAUCGGCUUCAUCAUCAUGUUCCUCUCCACAGUCAUGUUUGCCUUCUCCGGCACCUACACCUUGCUGUUCGUUGCCCGAGCUCUCCAAGGCGUCGGUUCCUCGUUCUCAUCGGUCGCAGGCUUGGGCAUGCUGGCCAGCAUCUACACGGAUGACUUUGAGAGGGGCAACGCCAUGGGCAUCGCUCUUGGAGGCUUGGCCUUGGGUGUGCUGAUCGGGGCCCCCUUCGGAAGCGUGAUGUACGAAUUCAUGGGGAAAGCCUCUCCCUUCCUGGUCCUGGCAUUCUUAGCCCUGCUGGAUGGAGCUUUGCAGCUUUGCAUUCUGCAGCCCUCCAAGAUCUCCCCCGAGAGCACCCGGGGCACGCCGGUGUUCACCCUGCUGCGGGACCCCUACAUCCUGGUGGCUGCGGGAGCCCUCUGCUUCUCCAACAUGGUGGCCAUGCUCGAACCCACCUUGCCCAUCUGGAUGAUGCAAACCAUGUGCUCCCCGAAAUGGCAGCUCGGGAUGGCGUCUCCUGCCAGCAUAUCCUACCUCAUCGGCACCAACCUCUUUGGGGUCCUGGCUAACAAAAUGGGCCGGUGGCUGUGCUCCCUGAUCGGCAUGGCCGUGGUGGGAAUCAGUCUCUUUGUGCCUCUGGCCAAAAGCAUUUACGGGCUGAUCGGCCCAAACGGCGGGCUGGGCUUUGCCAUAGGAAUGGUGGACUCCUCCAUGAUGCCUAUCAUGGGCUACCUCGUGGACCUUCGCCACACCUCCAUCUACGGCAAUGUCUACGCCAUAGCCGAUGUCGCCUUCUGCAUGGGCUUUGCGAUUGGUCCAUCCACAGGCGGUGCGAUUGUGCGAGCUGUCGGGUUUCCCUGGCUGAUGGUCAUCAUCGGCGUUAUCAACAUUGCCUACGCCCCUCUCUGUUGGUACUUGCGCAGCCCUCCUGCUAGGGAGGAGAAGAUCGCCAUCUUAAGCCAGGAAUGCCCCAUGCAGACCAAAAGCUAUACCACUCAGAAGCCCCUGCGAGACUUCCCUCUCACAGAUGACAGUGACGUGGAGGCAGAAAAUGAGGAAUAGGAAGUGCAAGGAUGCGUGUCCUGUUUGAAGCUUAAGUUUACAGCCAUGGAUGUGAUUGCACCCAAGAAUAACUCCGACUCCCCAAGACUCGUGACACAGGAUGAACGUGGGCUGUGUUGUUCUCCUGUUCUCCAGGCCAUGCAACCCCCAUCAGGGACAAGGGACCCAGGAUUUGGCGGCUCUGUCUGUUUAGCUGUGCUGCCUUUGCUAUGUGACUUCCAGGCAAGUCACCCAAAUUACAUCUCAUCUGUAAAGAACUUAUGAAGAUGGAAUGAACUGUAUCAUCCUGUCCUGCAAAACGACGCUGUCCUGGGCACGGUCUGCCCACGUAGCGUAGGAAGAUAACACCUCUCCCAGAUGAGUCCAGUGGCAUUUGCUAAUGUCUUUGUAGCGCUUACUGCUCUUGAAAGAAAAGCACCAGGGAAAACUGAAAUGAAAUCAGCAGCAACAUUUAUUUCUCCAGAAUGCCACUGUAAUUCCCGUCGUGAAACCUUUCUGUAACAACAGGGCCCUCUUCACCUGUGUCACUGCCAGUCUGCCAAUAAAGAUAUCUUCGUACUGUUAAUGUGCUCCGUGCUCAUCUGAAGACAGCUAAAAAGAAGUUCAUUGUUGUCUCGGUAUAGCUUGAUGUGUUUUGCCAUUUAUGUGCUGUUAUGGCUUCUUGUGUGUUCCUUCUACCAUUCAUGAAAUUUAAGAUCUCUUUAAGAGAUUCAGGUAGAAAUAAGGCUGAAAGCAGUUUUAAAAUCAGACAAAGAUUCAACAAAGCUACUUCGCUCACUUGUAUGGGUGACAUGGGGCAACAGGCUGUUUGUGACCCAGACCCAUUGCAACGAGCAGUACAGUAGGUUGAUUUAAUUGCCAUUUUUCAAUUUCCUGGCCCUGAGUUUAGAAAGAGAACAGCUGUACUGUUUACAAUAACGAAGUAUAAUAAUCUUUAAAAGUACGGAAGUGAUGUAGAGAGAGUUAGGUAAUAAAAGUUGCCAAAUAAUUAUAUAACUGUCAAAGGAAUUCACAUGAUCUUUUUUUUUGCCAGGGAAACCACAAACUUGCACCUCCCUGGCUCCACAGUUGGCAGUUUAUGAACUCAUUUCUGCAUUGAACGAGCAGGUGUGUAUGGAAGGUGACUCCACUUGCCAGAAAGAACAGUUAACUCUGCUCUGGAGCCCCAGCAGCACAAUGCUCUUGCCAGGGGAAACGGGAUAAUAACAAUUAAUCAUCAUUUGACACCUCAUGACUCAUUCCCAAAGGUCACAGGGCUAUUGUCAGGGAACCGCACGUUCCCGGUGUGAAACCCUCGCCUUGCACGUACAGAAUGAAAUUGUAUUUCUUAGGCUGACUGGAAAUGACUAAGGCUAAGCCUGCGCUAAAUAAAAAACGGCUAUUUUUAUCUUCCACCUGCUUUCCUGCCUCGCCAAGAAUAAAAGGAAAGCGCUCGCCGGCAGCAGCGGCAGCCGCCAUUUUGUGUCACCCCGGCCCCCGUCGCCACGGCAACCCGCCGCCAUGACA
Messenger RNA from Cygnus olor (mute swan), 3300 nucleotides. It is a transcript of the gene SLC18A1, whose product is annotated as solute carrier family 18 member A1. NCBI's taxonomy places the organism in Eukaryota, Metazoa, Chordata, Aves, Anseriformes, Anatidae. Gene Ontology annotation, biological process: xenobiotic transport; aminergic neurotransmitter loading into synaptic vesicle; transmembrane transport. Gene Ontology annotation, cellular component: terminal bouton; synaptic vesicle membrane. Gene Ontology annotation, molecular function: serotonin:sodium:chloride symporter activity; xenobiotic transmembrane transporter activity. The record is from RefSeq and is a predicted model, not a curated record.